CCCGCCAAGGAAUUGUCAAUUUGUCAAAUUUCAUGAAAGUAGAAUCAAAUCAAAGAAAGUUACGUUUUUACAUGCGAAGAAUAAAUAUUUAUUUUCCAUUACCUAUAUCGAAAAACUGAAACCAAAUUUCACUAAUAUGUCUAGACAAGAAGAAAGUGAAGAUAAUAUAAAAGCUAAAAUAGAUCAUUUGUGUGCGGAAUUGAAUGUUGAUUCGACUGCUGCAAAUAAAGCUAAGGAAUCAUUUUUAGAAAUCAAGCGUAAUUAUACUCUUGAUGGUGAUAUUCAACAUUGGAUUGCUUGUGGCCUGUAUGUUAUGUGCUGCACAUCACCUUCCACUCAACAAUCAAAUGCUAAGGCUGAUAAUUGCAUCAGCCUUACUAGACUUCUCAGACUUUGUAAGAUAAGUUUAUUACAGUUCUUCAGAAAGAUUAAAUUAUGGAUGGAAAUGGCAUCAAUGUCAACAGACUUCAAAGAGAAGAUGGAGACAUUGGAACACAAAUUUGCUGUGUCCGAUAGACUGUUCAGAAAAUUCAGACCUUUGUUCCAAGAAAUAUUUAAUGGCACCCCCACAAACGAUGAAAUUGAUUUAUUCAAAUUCACAUGGUGCCUCUACAUCUGUGUCAAAGGAGAGUUCCAGAACGCCAAUGAUUUAGUGGACAUGUACCACCUGCUCCUCUCCUGCUUGGACCACAUCUUUGCUAAUGCCUUCAUGGCAAAACGGACAGAUCUCAUAAAUCCAAAUUUCAAAGGUUUACCCAGUAAUUGGGGUAGUGAUAACUUCCAAGUGCCGAACAAGCCACCUUGCAUCAUUUCAAUAUUCCACCAGAUGAGUUAUGAGCAGAAACUGAUGGUAGAAGCUGCCGCUAUGAAAGAGUACAGUUACAAACCUGUCAUUAAGUCAUUUUUUGAUAAAGGGAUCUUAAAAGGGCGCGCAGAUCAACUAUUGGGUCUUUUCGACGGAGGAAAUUUUGAAGCUAAUUUCAAUUCCCUGAAUAACUUGUACGAAACUUAUGUUUUAAGUGUAGGAGAAUUUGACGAGAGGAUAUUUUUAAAUGAAUAUGCAAGUGAACGACCCGGUGGACAGCCUAAUGACGAGAUAUCAGCCGUUAUUCAGAAUUUUGGCCCGAGCGGUCGCACAUGCCCGGAGACGCCUCUCUCAGGUCAACGUUAUCUGCCGAGCCGAGGCGAGGAACUGACUCCCGUGUCCGAGGCGGCCCGCAGUAUACAGUGGCUCACCUCCUACCUGCAACACUGCCAUCCACAGCCCUCCAGCGAUCUCCUGAGAUUGUUUGCGGAAUGCAAUGUAAGUGAAGACACAAUAAACAAGAAUGUCAUAGAGCCAUGUCUCGGCUGGGCCGAGUUGUUCCGGGCUAGGAUGAGGGAACUCACCUACAGCGCUGAGACCAUCAACCAUCGCUGUAACAUGGUCACCAGGUUCUAUUAUAAGAUCUUCGAGCAUAUUAUCAGGACGGAACAUAGGAAGAAACCGCAAGUUUCAUUACAAGCACUCCUAACGCAAGAGACUUAUCAACUAACAGUAUACGCUUGCUGCACGGAAGUCGUUAUACACGCGUUCUCCAUACACUCACUUCGGUUCCCGGAAGUUCUCAAGAUAUACAACCUCAGCGCGUUCCAUUUCUACAAGAUCAUAGAGUUGGUCGUGCAAAUCAUCUUUGAGAAGUCUGAUAGGGAUAUCAUAAAACAUCUUAACACAAUAGAAGAAGUGGUGUUAGAAUCUGAAGUGUGGAAGUCUGGCAGUCCGCUGUGGAACGCCCUGGAGCGAGCUAACGUUCCUGUCUCUGCAGAUGUACAGAAUCACACCGAGCCUUUAGCUAACGGCAUUCAGUCUCGCGCGGCGCUUGUGGAACACACAAGACGGCAACUGUUCCAAGAUAAUAUACGCCCGGGACAAUCGCUAUUAGUGAACGCGGCGAGCCCGAGCGCGGAGCCGGCGUCGUCCCCGGGGAGCACCCCGCCGCGGCGGCCGCACAACUCACUCGUACUCUUUUUUAGAAAGUUCUACGGCCUAGCAGUACUCCGAAUGAACGAUCUCUGCGGUCGUCUGAGACUAACAAAUGAGGAUUUAAAACGGAAGAUAUGGAACUGUCUAGAACAUUCCAUCACGCACCACACCUCGUUGCUGAAGGACCGCCAUCUUGAUCAGAUAUUGUUGUGUGCCGUCUACGUCAUUUGUAGGGUAUGCAACAACGCUUCGAACCCCGUGGAACGGAGUUUCGCGGAUAUCAUGAGAUGUUACCGCCUCCGGCCUCUAGCAGACAACCUCGUCUAUAGAUAUGUGCUGAUCGAACCCGCCACAGAAGACAAGCCCGCGAGACGAAACGACUUGAUAACAUUCUACAACGAAGUUUACGUUCCACUUAUGCAAAAUUACGUGUUGAGAUUCAAUGGAAGACAUAGAGAUUUCCAGGACGGGCCGCUGUCGCCGCUGCCGGCGCGGCGCGGCGACGUGUCGUUCUCGCCGGCCGGCCGCCGCGUGUCGGAGCAGCACCAGCUGUACGUGCGGCCCUUCACGGCGCCGCGCGUCGCCGACUACCAGCUCACCUACUGCUUCAGCAGGAGUCCGGCUAAGGAUCUCCACGCGAUCAACAGCUUGGUGUCGUGCGAGGCGGCGACGCGGGCGGCGGGCGCGCGGCGCGGCUGCGAGGCGGGCGUGGCGGGCGACGUGCUCAAGCGGCCGCGCUUCUCCGCGCCCAACGUGGCCCGCAAGCUGCAGGGCGUCGUCAACGACCGCCACGCCGUCUAGAGGUCAUACCACAUUUCAAAGAAAAUGAACUUUUAUUUAUUAAAUUUACCAAAACUUUUUGCUUUUUAGCUCUCUAGCUGCCUCUUUUCUUAUUGAUUGACGAAUUUAAAUAUACCAUUAAAUCAUUUUAUUGAAAUUACCAAAAAAUCUUUAGAAUUAAGUACAAUUUGUAAAGUGCGGACUAAAUUUAUUUUCUUUAUAAUUAUUUAAGAGGCAUCUCCCAAAUUUUUUAAAAGCAAUCUUAUUUUUUGUGAGCCUGUUCUACUGGGGUGGGCGAUAUUUAAGCAAAAAGCUAUAGAGCUUAAAUUUAAAAACGGUAGAUUAAAAUGAUCUCAUUUUAUGAGCAAUAUAAGCCAUAUUAAAAAUUUGCUCAUUACUAUUGUAUUAUACAAUUUCCGCUUAUUAAUUAGCUGCAUAACGGAUAUUUUUUUAUAAAGACGUUAGUCACAAAGCCUACAUUGGAGUCGUCGGACAUAUUAUUUUAAUAUAAGUAAAAAUGAAGCAAGGGACCCAAAUCGAUAAAAAUUAUGGUUAUAUAUGACCCUUUUCAUUAUAAGUGACAAAAAUACAAUAACACGAAUCAUUCCUGUGUAACUUUUAAUAUUUGACCUAGUAAACGUCUUAAAAAUUACGGUACGCAAACUUAAAAAUCGAGAAGGUUUUUUUUUGUUUUUUUUUUCAUGAAUCAGUAAUUUUAUUUGUAUCGCUACACAACUAGUUUUAGUGACUUCCUUCGCUUUUUUUGUAUAUAAAAUUGGUGCAUGGUGUAUAUUUUGACAAGUCAUUAAUUUUAUAGCUACCUACAUAAAUAAAACAUUGUAACACUUGUGCUUAUAUUGGUCAUUCGUCAAGAAGUUUGCAAUAAUGUGUAAACAAUUUUCUUUUUUCAUAGUUCCUUCAUUAUCUAAAUUAUAUUAUUAGAAAUGUAUAUUUUAUUUUCUUCCAUUAAUGCUAUAUAAGUCAAAAUCAAUUUGUUUUAACUUAGAUUAGAACAUUUUAUCAUGUAUACUUCAUCUUAUGUUUACUCAACUAUGAUUUUAUAAAAACAAAUAUAUAUUUGCAAUUAGUUAUAAGAAGUAUAUGUUACUUCUUCCGAAGUAUACUUCCGAAGUAAAUAAAUUAUAAAAUUAAUUUAUCUGGGUUUUAUUUUUAUGAUUUGCACAUUGGGAAGAUUGGUUAGAAAUGAAAGUAGAAAACUUCUUUGCAUGUUUUUUUAAUUAUCUCAUUUACAUACACUUCAAAGUUGUUUCUACAUACGCUUAUGUCUACGCUAGAGACUACAUUAUUUAAUCCCAAUCUGAUUGACAAAUAUAUCGCUUAUGAACCUGUGCACAUUAUGUAUAUUCAUAAUAAGUACAAUGAUAAUAAGAUACAGAUUGAUAAAAGUGGAUUAUUUUCACUAUGUGCCGAAAAGCUUAAUGUUAAACAUAAACCAGAACAUUAUUCCAAAACGUGUGAAUAAUGCACUAGUUAGCGCCGUAAAUGCAUAUUUGUGUCGAUCCAAAAAUGUAUAAACU
Amyelois transitella is the source of this 4281-nucleotide messenger RNA. Its product is annotated as retinoblastoma-like protein 1. Gene Ontology annotation, cellular component: transcription regulator complex; nucleus; chromatin. The record is from RefSeq and is a predicted model, not a curated record. Gene Ontology annotation, biological process: negative regulation of G1/S transition of mitotic cell cycle; regulation of transcription by RNA polymerase II; cell differentiation. NCBI's taxonomy places the organism in Eukaryota, Metazoa, Arthropoda, Insecta, Lepidoptera, Pyralidae. Gene Ontology annotation, molecular function: RNA polymerase II transcription regulatory region sequence-specific DNA binding. Bases 137 to 2764 code for a protein of 875 amino acids. The transcript is spliced from 19 exons.